UCGAAACGAACAGGCCGAGUGGCAGUGGCACAGACAUUUUUUAUAUAGAAUAUCAAAAUGAUUGGCGAAAAUUAAAUUAAAAAAAAAAUAUAAAUAAAUAAAUAAAAAAAAGUUUUAAACUAAAACUACAUAGCUAAAUAAACACGGAUAGAUACAUAUACUUCUACAUAUAUUUGUAUUUAUGUGUGAAUAUAAAAGUAUUUAUCAAUAUCAAACGAAUUGGCAGCAUUAAAAGAUCAAUCGAUAAAAACAUAGGUAGACAAAGAGAUGAGGAUAUAUAGUUAAACAUGAUAAAACGAAACUAAUCAUUAAACAAUUAAUAAAUAACAAGAUAAUGAUAAUGAAAAUAAAAAAUUAAUUGUAAUAAAAAAGAGAAAAAAUUAAAUUUCGCAGAUAAAUCUUUGUAUCAAUAUAGUAACAGUAACAACGAAACUCAACGGAUAAAUAGUGCAGUCGUUUAGAGAUAUUUAGUUAAUACGGUUUGCAGAAAAGUGGAAAAUUUAAAUUUAGAUAACAUAAUAUAAUAUAAAGAAAUGAAAAAUUUUCUAGGGCUUUUUAUAUAAAAAUGGCAUGAAAUAAAUUAAAAUUUAAUAAUUAAAUAUUACAAAUAAAAGUGAAAUGAAAUUAAUAUAAAUGAAAAUUUAACAAAACCCAAAGAAAAAAUAUGUAAAAUUUUGUAUAAAAAAAGUUCUACAAAAAAAAAUUGGCAAGACAUUGAAAAGUUAUUUAAAGAAUUAAAUUAAUAAGAAAAAGAAAAUUCCUUUUAACCAAGUUUAAAGCAAAUAAUUAUUAUUUUGCAGGAAGUAAUUAUAAUUAUUAAAUAAUUAAAUAUUUUUAUGGCGCGUGGACGUAAUCAAAAUCGCGGACGUAAUCAACAGAUACAAAAUACGCAGCUAAAAAAUUUUCCACUUAAUCAACAACAAAAACAACAGCAGCAGCAUCCUCAGCUAUUGGCCAAAUCGGUGUCUGUGCACCAACAAUCAAAUACAAAAGCCCCCAACAACACUACCACCACCAACACCACCAUCACUACCAAUCCAACCUCUAACAAUUCAACAAAUGCACCUGUUGCCAACAUCAAUAAACAACAGUGCAACAGCAGCAACAAUACUACCACUACCUCGCCCUCUAUAAAUUCUGAAAGUUACGGCCAUAUUAAUAAAACUAAUAAUACAAAUAACAAGAAAAACACUGAAAGUAAUAAUAAUUAUUAUAAUUAUUAUGAUGAUGCAAAUUAUUUAGAAGCCAAUGGUGGCGAUGAUGAAGAUCUGAAUACACACCUUGAGACAAACGGCGACCCCGCUAGAUCUUCUACUACAAAUACAACUUAUCAAAUGACUAUGUCUAAUAAUAGCUCUGAGAAUUUUAACCAAGUCAAAACGAAUGACGACGAUGCUCAUUCCGAUACCGACUCAUAUAAUGAAGAUGAUAAUAAUGAUGAUGAGGAGGUUCUCUCUGGUAAUUACAGUAAUUCAGCAAGUGAGACUGUAACACUCAAAGAUCUCCCAAUAAACACUCUUGAGCAGAGCGAAAAUGAAUUGAUGCUGAAUAACGGCACAAACGAAGAGCACGAUAAGCAGCAAACAGUAAUCAAUCGUUCUCCGGUCAUCGGGCAAAACGGCAGUGUGAUCGCGUCAGUAACGGGUAAUAACAACGAUCUAAACGUUAGUAACAACAGUUUAACGGUUACGUGUAACGGUAAAUCGGUUAACGGGCAGUUAGAUGAAUUAACGGAAUGUGAUCGUGAUCGCGUUUUAUUAGAAAAUACAGAUAAACGUGACAUCGACAGUCCAGCCGCAAUGGGACAAAAGAAUACUAAAGGUGAUAUUACCAACACUUCCUCAACCUCCUCCUCGCCACCGGCAACGCCUUCACCGAGUGCACGGGCAUUUCGCGAAUCGUCGAUACCGUCGUCAUCGUCAUCAACCCACGAAGGUUAUGCCGGAAAUACCAUUAACCAACAGCGCGGUCAAUCGCCUAGUAUGCAUGUGCCCACUAUUACUGUGGUAGACUGCAGCAGUGUUGGUAGCCAACAAACUGCCAAAAGUUAUGACAGCAAUAAAACCGAUAAAGAUGAGUUUUAUGAUUUUGAAAUGGAAACGCCACAACAGCAACUAUACCAGCAACAACAACAACAACAUGAGUUCAGUGAUCAAGACAAUGAAAACAAAGAAUACGAUAAUGCUGGCGCAGAAAAUGCAACGCAAAAAGCCAACUCCUCAUAUGGUAUACAACGUACUGCGUCACCAACGUCAAUGUACUCACGUUAUAAUUACAUGAAACUCGAAGAUGUCGAAGAAGAAGACGAAGGUGAGGAGGAUGAUGAUGAAGACGAAGAAGAACAAGAGAAGCAACAGGGAGAGCAUGAAGAUGAGGAAGAAGCCGAUCAUACAGCCAGAGAGCAUGUGUAUACCUCAAGUAAUAGUAACAGCAAUAACCUUGACAAUGAAUAUAAGCAACACAAACACUCAAAUUCACAUAGUCCAGAAAGGCAACAGCAACAACACAUUAAGAGCACGAACAUAAAUAUCAACAACAACAACAAUAAUAGUGAAUAUAAUUUAAGCACCAGUUUUCCCGAUUCAGGCAUGGGAGAAUCUCUAGCAUCGACAUCCACAAAUAGCCCGUUUAUAAAUAUCAACGAUGCAGAUUGCGAUGCUGCCAGUAGCACCAUGAAACAGCAACAACAACAGGAACGGCAACGAGAUUUGCUUCAACAACAUCAUCAGCAUUUGCCAUUUGUACGCGAUGGCUAUUCAACCGAUUGUGAUGAAACACUAAUGCAAUGCGAUGAAUUACUGUUAGAUUUUGCCGAAUCGCCAGAUUAUUUAGAUCCCGCCUCUUCAGAACGUUUGGUGUGCAUUGAAAGCAUAAGUUUACCAGAUGUUGUUGUAGAGUCAACGAACUCGAAUGGCAAUUGUGGCACAACAAUCAGUACAAAUAAUCAUAAUAAUAAUAAUGCUGCCACAUCUUCAUUAUUAACAUCAACGUCAUCCUCCUUGGGCAAUUCAGGCGCUGAACGUGAUUUUAUUAAUAUAAACGGCGCCACCGGUACUACACUAAACAGUGUCCACUUUAUACCCAUCCAUGUAGAGGGUAGUAACAACAAUAGCAGUGGUGGCGGUGGUGGAGGUAGUGGACGUUCAUCCCCUCGCAAACAAAGUGUCGAUGACAGUCUUGUUGGUAGCAGUCGAGCGACAAUAGAAAUUAUUGAAGAUGCAACUGAACUGCAGCAUUCGCCAUCGAGUACAAGAUCAACAAAGAACCUCAGUGAUAUUAUUGCAGAGAAAUUAAAAAAUGAUUUACUAGAACAAAAAGCACAAUUUAAUGUACAACUAGAAGAUGCACAUAAAAAUGUGAACAGUUUAGAAACGAAAAUCAGUGAUAUGCAAAUAAAAAUUGAAAAAUUGGAACAGGAGUUAUCGGCGAAAACCUGGAACGUUGAAAGAUUACAGGGUGAAUUAAAUGCAGCUCAGAAAGAUGAUGAAUAUGUUCGUAAAAAACUCAAACUACUAGAAGAUGAAAAGACCAAUCUACGUCAUCGGUUUAGUGAAAAUGAAGAUGAAUUAAAAAAUAAAUAUGACGACCUUGAAAUACAGUACAAUGAAUUGCAAGAGAAAUACAAGCAAACCCAAAGUUUGGCAAGUAAUUUGCAUACACAGCUGGCAAAGGCCCAGACAGAGGCCGAAGAAUGGCGCGAAGAGGUGGAAAAGAUACGCGGUGAACUUGAGGAGCAAAUUAAAGUUUUGCAAAAUGCCCUGGAGAAUUCCGAAAAUGAGCGCAAGAUUUGUGAAGACAAAUGGCAGAGGGAAUUUGAAAUGUUAAGGACUCAUAAUAUGGAUCGCGAAGAAUCCAUUAUGACCGACUGUGAAUGGCAAUUGCGUCAAAUGCAACGUCAGUGUAAGGAUAAAAGCGACAAAGCCGAAAUUGGACGUCGUGAGGCAGUGGAAAAAGUCGAACAGUUAGAGGAGGAACUGGAGGAGCGUCGCAAAGAGAUAGACGAUUUGAAAAUCUAUCAGGCCCAAAUGAACUCCCUAAGAGGCAUUGUCAACGAACAGGAACAGUCCAUACAAAAUCUCGUCUCUCAAAUCGAACAUCUACAAAGUGAUUUGGCCAUUGCCAAUGAAAAUCUGGCCGAACAAAUUGAGGCUGUUAAGAAAAUUAAAUAUCAUUGUGAUAAUGCUCUCUACGAUAAGGAGCGUCAAAUGAUGUAUCGCAUCGAUGAGGUACGCAAUGAGGCAGCCUCCUUCUGGGAGGAUAAACUUUAUACAGAGAUGACAAGACUGAAAAAUGAACUAGAAUCCGUUUAUGUGGAUGAACGUCGCGAAGCUUUAGACAAGCUACAGAACGAACAUGUAGAGGAGCUUAAAGCUUUGACAAAUCGCUACACUGAUAAUGAGGAAGAGUUGCGCAUUGAAUUGGCCGAAACGCAGCAACGUUUGGAACAAAAAACUCAAGAAUUCAUAGAGUUACGGGAAAAGUCAGACAAUGCUUUAUUGCAAACACGCAUGCAUUUGGAUCGAGCAGAUCGGGAAUACCAAAAAGCCAUGUGUCAGGAGGAAGAACGUAGAGAAGCUUUAGAAAACUCUUUGCGCGCAGAGUUUGAAAGCGAAAAACAGGAAAUGGAAGAGAAGUUCCGAGAACGUUUGGGUCAAGUCAAAGACGAGUUCGCCAAAGAGCUGCAGAUAAACACACAAGAAUUAAAGGAAGAGCACCAGAAGGAAAUCAACCAAUUAAAAGCCAAAAUGCAGGCCGAAAAAGAUGAGGCCUUACAAACCCUAAGCGAAAAACAUCGAAAGAAACUGGCCGAUUUUGAUGAGAAAAUCAAAAAUAUUGAACAGCGUCACAAACACGAUCUCAAAGAUCUGAAAGCCGCCUACGAUGCCGAAAAGGCUGCCCUCGACAAAAGAGACAUUAGCAAUGCCAACGAAAUAGAACAGUUACAUAGAAAAUGUCGCUGUCUCACCAACCUAUUCGAAGAAAUGCGUAUGCGCUACGAAAGACGUGAUCCUCGUCCCGAGGAUCUAAGAGAAAUAGCUGAACUGCGUACUCGCUGUGAAUCUCAGGAACGUGAUUUGUAUCUGCUGACCGAUCGUCUGAGAGAAAUGCAAAUACAAAUGAACGAACUACAACAGAAUGGUGUAGAGUGCAAUAACAUGAACAAUAAAAACAAUAAAAAAUCGAAACAGAUAAAGAAGCCACCGCCAAAAACUAUACCAACAAAUUGCGAUGUUAUUUACGAAGAAAACGAAGAACGAGAAUCACCGCCACCCACACAAAAUUCAAUAUACACAAAUAAACAACAGCUAAAUAAUAAUCACAAUAAUGAAGAUGAUAAUGAUGAAGAUGAUGAUGCUGAGAAUGAGAAUGAUGGAGAUGAAAGCCAAAAUGGUGAUGAGAAAAAUACAGGUGAUCAUGAUGUUAAAGAACAAAGAAUCAUUGAUGUUAAAGGCAAAAUCGAUCAGUCUUCUUACAAAGGAAAAAAUUCUAAAUUAUUGAUCAAAGACAACGUAGAUGACAGUCACAUGAUUACAGCUGUUUAGGAAGAUUCCAAUCAAAACAAAGAACACCCAAGAAAGAAAAUCGAAACUGUAGCAAAAAAACCACAAACGGGACAAAAGAAAAAAAACAUGAUUGAGAGGCAUCCCUCCGUGACCAGAUUUGUCACUGUCAGUCAUAUCGUUUCAUAUAUCUGAAUAUUUAUGUGAAAUGAAAUGAUUUGAAAUCAGCUGCUUUUUUCACACUACCAUUUCUGCGUGUACGCACACACAUAAAUAUAAAUAACAUAAAAUACAUUUUAUUAUUUCAAAUUUAUGCGCUAAUUUUUAAUUUUUAUUUUUUUGUUUUGUAAAAUAUUUUUUUCAUUUAUUACGGUCUCUUGUGUAUGUGAAUACACGCGUUUCUAAUAAUUUAUAUACAUUAUUGUUUUUGCGUAUUAUUUUAAUUUAUUAUUUACUUUAUUAUUGUAAGAAUUUAUAUUUAUUCACAAUUUCUUCCUAUAAAUUCGUUGACUAGUUUUAGUUUGAUCACGGAAAUUAUUACGUUAAUUUUCCAUUUACGACAAAAUUAUAAACCAAACAUAAAUAAAUUUACUAAAUUUUGUAUUUUUUAAAAAAGGAAAUCCAACAAAAAUAAAGUAAAACAAAAAACACGAGGAA
Messenger RNA from Calliphora vicina (urban bluebottle blowfly), 6158 nucleotides. RefSeq lists its product as uncharacterized. The coding region runs from base 837 to 5543 and encodes 1568 amino acids. The transcript is spliced from 5 exons. NCBI's taxonomy places the organism in Eukaryota, Metazoa, Arthropoda, Insecta, Diptera, Calliphoridae. The record is from RefSeq and is a predicted model, not a curated record.